AUGAUUGGUCUACCGGCAAGGCUGAGAGGUGAGCGUUGCGUGGGGCUAGCACAACGACAGAACUUUGACCCGAAGCCGUCGACUUUAAGCAUACCAUCGCUCACCUUCCUCCCGAGAUCGUCGCGUGCCGGGCCGCGAAGCCAGCCAGCUCUUCGUGUCCCUUCUGGUCCAUCUUCCCUCCUCGAAAAACCUGCAUACCAGAUGAACGUUGCGCCGCUGGCCAGGCGGCCCUUGGGCUGCCUGAAGGCGAGCCUUCGCCAGGCGAGGCAGCAGAAGCUGCUGGUACGCAGCAUGGCUACCGAAGCCUCAACAUCAUCACAACAGACCGAGAACGUUGCUUCACCACCAGUAUUAGUGCAGCCAGGAUUCCAUAAAAUCAUCGACAGAAAGACAAAAGAGAUCAAGUCUGCCUUCGCUGUCUACCCCCAGGGCACCGCGGCCGGCACUAUCACCGCGAAGCCACCGCCAAAGGAGCCUCUGAAGCUGCUGCACGAGAUGCAGAUCAAGAAAAUGGAUCCGACCGGUGCGCGCACCGCCAUGUUCGCCCGCACACGCGAAGCCGUCAAGCCGGGCGACGUGCUGAUGGUUACACAUCGUCGUGGCGGCGAACCCUUCGCCGGCGUGUGCUUGGAGAUCCGGAGGCGCGGCAUUGACACGGCCGUGCUGUUGCGCAACCACCUGGGCAAGACAGGCGUCGAGAUGUGGUUUAAGAUUUACAACAAGAACGUGGCUGGUAUCGAUAUUGUCAAGCGCCGGCCCAAGCGUGCCCGCCGCGCUCGUCUUACUUACAUGCGCCAGCCCAAGCACGACAUGGGCAGCGUCGAGGAGUUGGUGUUUGCUUGGAAGAAGAGCCGUCGUGUCUUCUCGACGACCAAAUCCGGUGCUGCGUCGGCGUCGGCGGCUGGCAAGGGUGGUAAAGGUGGGAAGGGCAGCAACGGGAAGAAGAAAUAG
Messenger RNA from Thermochaetoides thermophila DSM 1495, 951 nucleotides. RefSeq names its product mitochondrial 54S ribosomal protein bL19m. Gene Ontology annotation, biological process: translation. Lineage: Eukaryota; Fungi; Ascomycota; Sordariomycetes; Sordariales; Chaetomiaceae. Gene Ontology annotation, molecular function: structural constituent of ribosome. The transcript has 2 exons. The coding region runs from base 1 to 951 and encodes 316 amino acids. Gene Ontology annotation, cellular component: mitochondrial large ribosomal subunit; ribosome. The record is from RefSeq and is a predicted model, not a curated record.